Molecule: messenger RNA, 740 nt
Organism: Ricinus communis (castor bean)
Lineage: Eukaryota; Viridiplantae; Streptophyta; Magnoliopsida; Malpighiales; Euphorbiaceae
Product: signal recognition particle 14 kDa protein
Exons: 4
Coding region: 159-521 (120 amino acids)
Biological process (GO): SRP-dependent cotranslational protein targeting to membrane
Cellular component (GO): signal recognition particle, endoplasmic reticulum targeting
Molecular function (GO): 7S RNA binding; endoplasmic reticulum signal sequence receptor activity
Source: RefSeq, a predicted model, not a curated record
AGAAAAAUAACAACACAACUCUCUCUUGCAAGUUUUAGAAAAAAAAAAAAAAAAAUCUCUUUCGCAGGUCAUCACCGUUACUCGCUGGAGAGUAAAAGAGAAAACAUCGCCCACUAGGUAAUUUUAGUGCGCCACAGAUCUAAAUCCAAUUCUUCAUCAUGGUUCUUCUACAGCCAGACCCAUUUCUUAACGAACUAACAACCAUGUUUGAACAAACUACUGAGGAAGGCACUGUUUGGGUCACUCUUAAAAGAUCAUCGCAGAAGUGUAAAGCGCACAGGAAUAAAAUGAUAACUGAUGGUGAACCUAUUGAGUAUAGGUGCCUCAUUCGCGCAACUAAUGGCAAAAGGACUAUCUCUACUUCGGUUGGGGCAAAAGAUCACCAACGCUUUCAAUCUUCUUAUGCAACUAUUCUUAAGGCCCAUAUGACAUCUUUAAAGAAGAGGGAGAGGAAGGACAAGAAAAAAGCAGCAGGAGAAGAUAAGAAAGAAGCUGUUACAACAAAGGCAAAGAGGGCCUAAACCCCUUCAAAGCUUUUGAAGCCUCCGUAUAAACUGGAAUAGCUUUCAGUCCAAGGAUGUGAGGUUUCUUAAUUUUUUACCCAGAAAGUACAAAGAAGAUUUUUUUUGGUGUUGUACUGAGAUGAAGGAUUGUUUGACUUUUCUUUUCUGGAUAUGGCUCACAUUUAUAUAUGAGAAUUUUGAUGAAAAGAAACUGUUGAUUUCUUAUUACUGACUUUA